This is a messenger RNA of Trichoplusia ni (cabbage looper), 1452 nucleotides long. RefSeq lists its product as uncharacterized. The transcript is spliced from 5 exons. Gene Ontology annotation, cellular component: mitochondrion. Gene Ontology annotation, molecular function: ATPase inhibitor activity. Gene Ontology annotation, biological process: negative regulation of ATP-dependent activity. Lineage: Eukaryota; Metazoa; Arthropoda; Insecta; Lepidoptera; Noctuidae. Bases 66 to 1280 code for a protein of 404 amino acids. The record is from RefSeq and is a predicted model, not a curated record.
UUAGCAGCGCUGUCUAUAGCUUGUCAAAGUUUUCACUCGUUUUUCGUUGCUCAGUUGUUUUUUAAAUGUGGAAACCGAUAAUUUUGGACGUCGAGUGCAUCGUUUGCAACAAAUCGUUGCAAAAGAUCAACCACGUUCCUUGUGACGCUUCGCGGAAAAUGGGCAAGAUUAUUAAACUUAACAACAAUCGCCGGUUGAGGACACCUAACUGGUCGCUUGAAGAAAAACAGUACCUACUAGAGUUAAUUAAACAACGUAAAGAAGUAGUAGUUACUAAAACAAAUAAUGGCCCCAAUCAUUACGAAGAAAAGGACGUCGCAUGGAACGAGAUUUUACGAGAGCUUUCGGUAAAAUUUGGCUGCAAAUUUACCGGAAGCUCAAUCAAGAAAGUUAAGACGCAAUGGCAAAACAUGAAAAGAAUAGCUCGUGAAGAAAUAGCUUUAAAUGGCCCCCAGAUACAUAAUUACUCGCGGCUGUCUUUAGAAGUGUGUAAUAUUUUAGAAUUAGUUAAAGAUGGUGUUGUAAAAGGCGAAAGUGAAAACUUAAAUGAAUCUAUUACUGCUAAUAUAGAAAUUAAAACCGAGUGCAUUGAUGAGGAAAUAGACAAUCCCAGUUGUAGCGGUAUUAACACUACAUUACCCUCUGUGGAUACAGAUUCUCGACGUGAUAAGACGAAUACUACAAGUCAGAUGGAGUCAUCGGCAUCAUCAGUUUCUGAUCAAAUCUCUGAAAACAAUGAUUUUGAUACACCAGAAGAAAACGCUUCUUCAAAAAAUAAAAGACACGUUUCAGCUCUGACUGACAAACCGUACGAAGAGAUAAAUAAGAUAAUAAAUCCUUUUCAUAGGGAAUUACAAGAGUAUUUUAAGUACACUGCAGCAGAAAAGCAAAUGAAAAUGGAAACAUUAAAAGAAGAACGGCAAGUUGUUAGGGCAAUGAGAGAAACAGCUGAGCUCAAUAAAAUCAUUGCAGAGCAGAAAUUAAAACACGUGUUAUGGGCAAAACAGCAGGAGAUGUCAAUGACCACAUGUGGUGACCCUGGUGCUGGUGUCGGCAAGGGAGGCGGUGGCGGUGGGUCCAUCCGCGAGGCUGGAGGCGCCUUCGGCAAAAUGGAGGCUGCUAGAGAGGAACAGUACUUCUAUGAAAAGCAAAAGGAGCAGCUCCAGCAACUGAAGAACCAGUUGUCCAAUGAGAUAUCUUUCCACGAGAAACAGAUCCAACAUCACCAGGAGGCUAUCAAACGUCACCAAGAAAAGAUGGACAGCAUGGAAAAAAAAUAAAAAUAGGCAAUAUAACUCAAGAAUAAAUAUUGUACUUCAAACAGUGUAACUGGCCAAUGGAACAAUAAUUAGUUGCUAAUUAAGUUUUAGGCAUGUCAACAAUUUGCUUUUAUUUUAUUUAGAUUAAAUUAGUUCUGCACUUCUGCUAAUAUAUUUUCCGAAAGCAUUAUAA